Messenger RNA from Acipenser ruthenus (sterlet), 5370 nucleotides. RefSeq names its product tumor necrosis factor receptor superfamily member 21-like. The record is from RefSeq and is a predicted model, not a curated record. Gene Ontology annotation, biological process: signal transduction; negative regulation of B cell proliferation; humoral immune response. The transcript has 7 exons. NCBI's taxonomy places the organism in Eukaryota, Metazoa, Chordata, Actinopteri, Acipenseriformes, Acipenseridae. Gene Ontology annotation, molecular function: protein binding. The coding region runs from base 415 to 2364 and encodes 649 amino acids.
UGGCAGUAGUCACUGUUUUGAAUUUUAUCAGUGACGUGUCUGGCUAUCCACCCAGUUGAAUGCUCAAUGCUUUGCUGCAGAGCGAGAGAGAAUCUGGUCCUCAAUCUAGAAUCCUGGAGAAAUACACAAGCAAAAUUUUACUUUUUAAUCAGGCAUAGCUAUGGGAAUUAGACCGUCCGGCUACCAAAACCAAGCUCUCAUUCCUUACUAUCUAAAGCCAGUCCAUUUUGCGACAUUGACUUUGAAAAACUGCCGUUGGAAGAAAUGUCAGUAUUAAAAAUAUAUAAUUCAAUAAUGGGGGUACUCUGUUGUUGCGGGGAAAACGAUGCGUCUCACAUCAAAUGAAAGGUAGUAGCACAAUUGUAGAAAUGGGCUAAUUUUGGGUGCUUUUAUUUGUUUCAAAAGGCAAGAAUAAUGGCAAGAAUUUUCAUGAGUCUCGCGUAUUGUUUCAGACCAUGGCUAAUUGGGAAAAUGUACCUGAGCCAUAAAGACUCGCCAUCAUCAAAAUUUCAGCUUUUCUUUGUGUUUAUUGGUGGCAUUUCCGCUCAGCUUGAGCAAGCCUCCAAUGAAGUUGUAGUGUCCCUCCCUGCUGGAACAUAUCGUCACACAGACAAGACGACUGGGGAGGAGCUGACAUGUGACAAGUGCCCUGCUGGGACCCACAUUUCCAGGCACUGCACAGAAACCAACUUGAGGGAGUGCAGCCCAUGUCGGAACGGGACCUACACUAAACACGAAAAUGGAAUUGAACGAUGUCACCGAUGCAGGAAACCCUGCAAAGCACCCAUGAUUGAGAAAACAACUUGCACUGCCUUGUACGACCGUGCGUGUGCUUGUCCACCUGGCUUCUAUAUCGAUCAAGACACCUGCAAACACCACACGGAGUGCCCCAAAGGCUCGGGCGUCAGGAAGAAGGGCAGCGAGUUGGAAGAUGUCAAGUGUAGACAGUGCUCUCGGGGAACUUUUUCUGAUGUACCUUCCAGUGUACUGAGGUGCAGGACCCAUACAAACUGCUCUGCACAGGGUCUUGUCGUCAUCACACUGGGAACUAGAGAAUCCGACAAUAUCUGUGGUACUUCAUAUGCACUUUCUUCUGAGGAAAUCCCCAAGGUUUCUUCAGUUGCCUUUUCUGAAAAAAAAGAUUUAACAUCGGGUGCUCAUGCCAGUGCUAUAAAACCAACUUGGAUCAGCAUGGUCACAAAACCACUUCACAAAACUAAUGGUAACGUACCAAAUAACAGUGGGACGUCUGCAGCCACAGAGCACUAUAGAGGAACAAAACCACCGCCAAGCCACCAAAACCAACACCAGGAGCACCACAGCCGCCUGUCCAUCACCAAGCUGCAGCCUGUAAUGGACACAGUGGAGGACAGUGUGGUGCACAGCCCAGGCUUCAAACCUACAAGAAGGGGAUCCCCAAGACCGAGCUUGCACAAGCACUUUGACAUUAAUGAGCACCUGCCCUGGAUGAUAGUCCUUUUCCUGCUGCUGAUGCUGGUGGUGAUUGUGGUCUGCAGUGUCAAGAAAAGCUCAAGGGUGCUAAAGAAGGGGCCCAAACAGGAUCCAAGCAGUAUUGUGGAAAAUGCGAUCCAGAAAAAGCCAAGUACCCCCACUCAGAAUAAAGAGAAGUGGAUAUACUAUUCCAAUGGACAAGGUGUAGACAUACUUAAACUGGUGUCAGCACAGAUUGGUAGCCAGUGGAUAGAUAUGUACCAGUUUCUAGCCAACGCAACAGAGAGGGAGGUGGCAGCUUUCUCUAAUGGGUACAAGGCAGAUCACGAGAGAGCGUAUGCAGCUUUACAGCACUGGACUAUAAGAGACCAAGAUGCCAAUCUUGCUAAACUCAUCAAUGGUCUACGAAGGCACAGGCACAACGAUGUAGUGGAGAGGAUUCGGGGGGUGAUGGAGGACAAUCCUCAGUUGGAUGUAAACAAGCUGAUUAUGGCUGUGAAUGUGAACCAAUGCCUCAGUCCCACCCACAAGCCUGCAGAGCCAGCUCAGGUUAUCGUAGAGCCUUCUCCGGUGGACAAGUUGAAAGGAUUCUUUGCUGAUGAAUCAGAACCUCUGCUGCGCUGUGACUCCACUUCCAGUAACAACUCUGCUCUUAGCAGGACAGGUUCAUUUAUUACCAAAGAAAAGAAAGAUACAGUAUUGCGACAGGUGCGCCUGGACCCUUGCGACCUGCAGCCAAUCUUCGAUGACAUGCUUCACGUUCUGAACCCAGAAGAGCUCCACGUGAUUGAUGAGAUCCCUCAGGCGGAGGACAAGCUGGAUAAACUCUUUGAGGUUGCUGGUGUGAAGAGCCAGGACGCCAGCCAAAAGCUCCUCGACUCUGUGUACAGCCACCUGCCUGAUCUACUGUAAACACACCGCCAGUGAUGGGAUUUCACUUCACUCGUCACAAACUGGCUGAGUGACUAGCAUAAAAUGGGAAUGUUGCAAGUAAAACCUGAACAGGUUAUGUGAGAUAAGGCCAGUAAAUGUUGUCUUGGGGCAGCUGUUAUGCUGCAGUGCCCUUGAAAUACAUCAUGCUUUGGGUUCAAUGUAGCUUUUGAAAAUGUUCCCCUUAUUCAUGUCAUAGCUUCUAUUAGGUUUUUCAUUAAUAAGAUAAUGUCUGCAUUUUAUAUAUACAGUGCCAUGAAAAAGUAUUUACCCCCUGUCUGAUUUUCUGCUUUUUUGCAUAUUUUUGACACUGAAUGUUAUCAGAUCUUCAACCAAAACCUAAUAUUAGAUAAAAGGGACCCUGAGUGAACAAAUAACACAAACAAUUGAUACAUAUUUCAUUUAUUUAUUAAAGAAAGUUAUGCAACACCCAAUGCCCCUGUGUGAAAAAGUAAUCGCCCCCUUAGACUCAAUAACUGGUUACGCUACCUUUAGCAGCAAUAACUGCAACCAAACGCUUCCUGUAGUUAUCUCACAGCACCGUGGAGGAAUUUUGGCCCACUCCUCCAUGCAGAACUGCUUCAACUCGGUGACGUUUGUGGGUUUUUGAGCAUGAACCACUCGUUUCAGGUCCUGCCACAACAUCUCAAUGGGGUUUAGGUCUGGACUUUGACUAGGCCAUUCCAAAACUUUAAAUUUCUUGUUCUUCAACCAUUCUGAUGUAGACUUGCUUGUGCGUUUCGGAUCAUUUUCUUGCUGCAUGACCCAGCUGCUCUUCAGCUUCAGCUCACGGACGGAUGGCCUGACAUUCUCCUGUAGAAUUCUCUGAUACAGAGCAGAAUUCUUGGUUCCUUCAAUGAUGGCAAGGCGUCCAGGUCCUGAUACAGCAAAGCAUCCCCAAACCAUGACACUAUCACCACCAUGCUUGACCGUUAGUAUGAGCUUCUUACUGUGGAAUGCAGUGUUUGGUUUUCGCCAGACAUAACGGGGCCCAUGUCGGCCAAAAACUUCCACUUCUGACUCAUCUGUCCAUAGAACAGUGUCCCAGAACUCUUGAGGAUCAUCCAGGUGCUUUUUGGCAAACUUGAGAUGAGCAUUCAUGUUCUUCUUAGUGAGCAAUGGUUUUCCUUGCUACUCUGCCAUGAAUCCCAUUUUUGCCCAGUGUCUUUCUGAUGGUGGAGUCAUGAACACUGACCUUAGCCGAGGCGAGAGAGGCCUGCAGAUCCCUGGAUGUUGUUCUAGGGUUCUUUGUGACUUCCUGCACAAUUUUACGCCUUGCUCUUGGAGAGAUUGUGGCAAGACGGCCACUCCUGGGAAGAUUCAUUACUGUCCCAAACGUUCUCCAUUUGGACAAUAUGGCUCUGACUGUGGUUCGGUGGAGCCCCAGAGCCUUAGAAAUGGCUUUGUAACCCUUUCCAGACUGAUAGGCAUCAACAACUUUUUUCCGGAGGUCUUCAGGAAUUUCUUUUGUUCGUGGCAUGAUGUGCCUCUAGAACCUGUGUGCUGACAACUUCACUCUGAUGGUAAGGGCCAAAGUUAGUCAGAUUUAUAUUGGGCAGGGCUUGCCCAAAUCAGGCCUGGUUGUUAACCAAAGUACUCAAACAGCUGAUCCUAAUUAUCCCUUUAAUUGGGUUGAGUUAACUAUGGGGGAGGGGCGGCAAUAACUUUUUUUACCCCUGAAGAUUGCAUGUUUGAUUACCUUGCACACCAAACAAAUGAAAGAAGCACCAAACUUUGAUGUCAUUUUUUCUCUCAGACUUCCUCUAUAUACUUCUACAACCCACAAAAAAAUCUGGCCAAAUACAAUGUGAAAAAUGUGCAAAAAUGCAGAAAAUCAGACGGGGCAAAUACUUUAUCACGGCACUGUGUGUAAUAUAUAUAUAUAUAUAUAUAUAUAUAUAUAUAUAUAUAUAUAUAUAUAUAUAUAUUAGUGUACAAAAUUGAAGGCAUAUGAAGGUUUUUAAAUAUACACAAAAGGUUUAAAAGAUUUAAAAAAUAUUUUAUUUUCAGGAUGUCCCGGGCAAAAGCCCUCCAGCUGUUUAAAAAGAAAAAUAAACAGUGCCAAUGGUAUGUUAAACAUGAGGAAAAACUAUAUAUAUAUAAUAUAUAUAUAUAUAUAUAUAUACAUUUUUGGUGUGGGUGUAUUUUAUUAAUUUUAAUGCUGACUGAUUAACCUGUAUGUAAUUUAUGCCUUAUUUUAUAGCUUCUUAAAAUGGUAUGGCAUUCUGCCAAAUCUGCUUUUAUUGUCCAUGUUUCUUGCAGUGUUUUUUGCUUACUGUAUGUAUAUAUUUAUUUGUAAUGCAUAAUACAUUUUGUUUUGUAGAUUCACGAUUUAUUGGGCAUUUUGACUCAUUUUACAAGUUCAUUGCUUAGUUUACUAAUUUAUAUUCAAAUGUAACACUAAAGAUCCACGUUCAACGUCUGCUCCUGGAAUUAGGUGGGCGCACUUGUUAAUUGUUUUAAAUGAAUGCAUACCUGGCAGUUCCUUCGUUGUACUUCUUUAAAAUGGAAAUGGAAACUAUUUAGAUAAUUAUGAAACAAGAACAACAGUGAUGAAGUUACUUAUUCCUGGUAGAAAUGUUUAGGCUGUAUUUGCUUCACCAGUCAGGGUGAUAUAAGCCAGCUAUAUAUCAAGCUGCACUGGUGCUGGACUUUAGAUACCCUGGAGGUACUGGUCUUAUUGUAAGAACAACUCUGAUAGUUUGUCAGAGUUUUUUUUUUUUUUUAACUAAUAUGGCCUGAAAUGGCAAGAAAGAAUGAUAUUAUGCAGACAAACUUCUGUGGAAUUCAUUAAAGAGAGUCACAGAUUUGCCUUCUAGCCUGGCACUGAUGUACUGAAGUAUAAAUGUGUUUCUUACUAAGAGUUGCUGAUGUUUGCCCCUUGUAUUCUGGUGGCUGUUUUAGUAUUUGACAAUUGUAACCAAUAACCAUAUUACUACUGUAACAUGUUGCAUCAAGCCAAUAAAGUUCAAAUCUUUGUCAUAAUGA